This is a messenger RNA of Closterium sp. NIES-65, 2589 nucleotides long. Lineage: Eukaryota; Viridiplantae; Streptophyta; Zygnematophyceae; Desmidiales; Closteriaceae. The record is from the annotation of a GenBank genome assembly.
AUGAUGAGGCGAAUCCUCGCGGCGGUGCUGCAGUUGCUGCUCGUGCUGCUGCUGCUGCCCUGCUGCUGCUUCCACCGCGCCACCGGCACGUUCGGCGCUCAACCCUACCGUUCAGUCUCCAAUUCGGUCUACAUCGUUUCUCUCCGCUCCGCGCCCCCCGUCCUUGCCUACCGCGGGGGCUUUGCGGGUUUCCCCGCCACCGCUCCGCCCGCACCCUCCGCGCGCGUUGCUUCCGCCUUUUCUGCGCUGCAUUCCGCCACGGACCGCUUCAGCGGCGCGCUGGGCGGGCGCAUCCGCAAGGAAUGGGAGCGCCAGCGGGGCAAGUGGCGGGGGAAGGGGAAGGCGCUCGUGCGGUCCGCCAAGGCACGGCAAUUCUCCGCGUUCUUGAAGCGCCAGCAGCGCAACGUCGCGGCGUCUGCAGGGGUGCCCCCCGCCAGCAUUCUCCACAGCUACCGGUACCUUAGCAAUGGCUUCGCGGCGCGGCUUUCCCCCGCGCAGGUGCGGCGGCUGCAGCGCCACCCCGCCGUGGCGCGAGUGCGCGCGAGCGUGCGGCUGUACCCCGCCACCACGCACUCGCCCGCCUUCCUCAAACUCCCCUCCUCGCUCUGGAACGCGUCCCGCGGCGGAUUGGCGGGUGGGUCCGCGGGGGUGGCGGAAGGGGCGCAGAGCAAAGGGGAGGGCGUUGUGAUCGGCGUGAUCGACAGCGGCAUUUGGCCAGAGCACCCGUCGUUCGCGAGCCAGCCCGGCGUGCCGUCCCCGUCCGCGCCCUCCACUUUCGCGGGCGCGUGUGAGACAACGGGGGACUUUGAGGCGUGCACGGGCAAGGUGGUGGGCGCGCGGGCCAUCUACUCGGCGUUUACGGCGGAACGGGGCAGCAUCGACCUCACGGUCGAUUACCUCUCGCCGCGCGACUCCUUCAACCACGGCUCCUGGUGUGCGGGGGCGGCAGCGGGCAACAGCGGGGUGGACGUCACAGGCAAAACCGGGCAGCUGAUUGGCGCAGCCAGCGGCAUGGCGCCCGGCGCACUCCUCUCCAUCUACAAGGUCCUCUGGCGCAGCAGUGCUCACGACGCCUCCGCGCCCCUCGCGGACGUCAAGGCAGCAGUAGAGCAGGCGAUUUUGGACGGCGUGGAUGUGAUCUCCAUCUCGCUUGCAGGGCUAUACGAUUUCACGGACUAUUUCACCGACGUGUCGUAUCUGAACGCGCUGCGAGCCGGCGUGGUGAUGGUGAUGGCGGCAGGGAACGAUGGGCGGCCACCGACGGCGUGGGCGUCGUGGCGCACAGUGAGCAACUUCUCGCCGUUCUACCUGACGGUGGGGGCCAGCUCCAUCGGCCGCCAGUUCAGCGCCGUGGUCACCAUGGGGAAUAGGAAGAGCCUCGUGGGGGCGGGCAUGGGCGGAGAUGCGCGCACCGCUGCUGGCCUGCCGCUCAUCGACGGCACCACCGCCAGAUUGGGCGGCACCUACGAGGGCAAGUACUGCUUCGAUGGCGGCUUAGACCCAAGCAUGAUCGCGGGCAAGAUCGUGGUGUGCGUGCGCGGCACGGCGUUCAUCUGGCAGAAGGUGCAGGAAGUGACGCGCGGCGGGGGGCUUGCGAUGAUCCUAAUCAACGACCCCAAAGGCGACUCCAACUUGUAUGACAACAUUCCCUCCACCGUGCCCGUGCUGCACCUCACGGCCAAAGAUGGCGCUGCGCUGCUGGCGUACAUGAAGAAGACGCGCGGUGCAACGGCCAGCAUACCGGCGUCUUUCACCAUACGCCAGCUGCCAGGCCACCCCGUGAUCGCCUCCUUCUCCUCCUCAGGCCCCCUCGCCGAUCCGGCAGACUCACCAGCGCACCCCUACCCCACCAACGACAUCCUUAAGCCAGAUCUAGUCGCACCCGGUCUAAGUCUCUGGUCUGCCGCCGGUGGGAGUCUGGAAGACGCAGGAAUGGUGACUUUUGGGCUAUUAUCGGGGACGUCCAUGGCAACGCCUCACGUGGCGGGCGUGGCGGCGCUGGUGGUGCAGCGCAAUCCGACGUGGAGUCCGGCGCAGGUGAUGUCCGCUAUGAUGACCAGCGCCGCCACCACCAACAACAUUGCCAAGCCCAUCCUCCUCGAGAGCGGCGCGCUCGCCACGCCUUGGGAGAUGGGCGCGGGGCAGAUCAACCCGCCCGGCCUGCUGGAUCCCGGCCUGACCUACGACAUGAGCGCUCAGGACCUCCUGGAUUUUCUAGCUGGCCAAGAUAUGGGCCUCACUCUAUCCUUGUUCAGAAACUCUACAUUGAGUCCUCUGGCUCCAGCAAAUCUCAACCGGCCCGUUAUUUCCGUUUCGCGAAUAGUAAAGAGAGCAACGGUGACGCGAACAGUCACCAAUGUCGCGAACGCACCGUCCAACUACACGGCGAAAGUUGUACCCCCGUCGGGAGUGAAGGUCGUGGUGACUCCUCCGUUCUUCUCCAUUCGGGUUGGCGAGAGCGUAACAUACAGUGUAACGUUUAUCGUUACCAAGCAAUCCCCGAGAUUCUCCUACGGCAGUCUGACGUGGGUAGAUAAGUUGGGCCACGCAGUCAGAUCUGUACUUGUCUUGCAACCAUUGCGGCGAUAG